AUGUCAACUGUGGGAAAUAUACCAUCACCUUCCUUCUGUUCCAAAUUUAAAUAUUAUAUUGUCGUAGAUGGAAGUCCCCUUUACAUAAAUGCUGUUUUCUUGGGAUAUAUUAUCGGUGUCGUAAUAAUUACUGCAGGAUUCUAUGAAUUGUAUCGAUUAUAUACAUAUAUCGUUGGUAAAUGUCAAGUCAAAUCUAUUGAUAUGAAAUUUAGAGAUUCGAAACUCCAUCCACGUUGGAAUAUUACGUCAACCUAUGAAAAUAAAACGAUAAAUUACUCUCUCAUUGCAGCGGAUGGCUUCUCCUAUAAAGAUAGUGCAUGGAGUCAUGCACAAAAAUAUCAGAUCAAUCAUACUUAUCCAUGUUAUCGGUCGAAAAAUGAUGCCCUUCUCGCAUGGACUUGGCAGUGGAAGCUACCAUCAAAGUUCAAGGUCUAUGGUAAUAUAUAUGGUGGAGUUUUAUUGCUGAUGAUAACAACAAUAUUAAUCUUGUGGAGACGAAGAUACCGAAAAAUACAACAAGAACAAGAGGCAGAAGCAGCCGCCAGCAAUUUCGACCGACAACAAGAAUUGCAAUCAAUGAAUUAUGCCGAAACUCCACCACCAGCCUAUAAUGAAGUAAUGCAAACAAUGAUCUGA
This is a messenger RNA of Adineta ricciae, 636 nucleotides long. NCBI's taxonomy places the organism in Eukaryota, Metazoa, Rotifera, Eurotatoria, Adinetida, Adinetidae. The record is from the annotation of a GenBank genome assembly.